CCUGCCAGGUUCAUCAGGCAGGUUCACCGAGAAGGUCCACGUCCCGUGACUGUUCCCCAUCCGAUCACCCACCACUCUGCUCCGCUACCAUUUACCUACCUACUUCCGGAAGGAGGUACACCUCAGCAGAAAUCCUCUCGCAACUGGCUUCACAUUGCAAACCAAGCCUUUACCUGCCCGCCUUUCUGUCUUCAACUUCAUGUGUGACGCCGAGCAGAAUAUUCUCUUGGUAAAAGUGUCUUUCGGAUAUCCUAGAAGUCACCCUAGUCCCGACCGGAGCCCGUCAUCGGACAAUUCUUCUACUGGACACGAACCAGAGGUUCAGUCCUCGCAUCGCGAUGAUAUCUCCUCCGCCAGGGGAUGACAUUGGUCGCGCGGGGCCGACCCAUCCUCUAGCACCGGCGCUCUUGAGCCUCCGUUAUGCUUACCCUGCCCUUGUUUUCUCUUACUACAUAAUCUCAUCCACCAUCGCCGUGUGCACCCUCAGGACAAAGUCGUUGAGGAAUCAGAAUCUCCAACGACCCGGCAUCCAAUCGAUACUGCUCUUCAGCGUUCUGACCUACCUCGUCCAACUGUCAUCCUUGUUGAUCCAGUCACUGAUAGCAAGAGAAUUUCUUUUCCGCCAGGAUGCCAUCAUAGGCCUGCUCUCCUGCAUUCUUGUGUUUGGACUGGAGCUCGCGGGCCUCUCUGACUCGGAGAAUCCAGUCUGGUACCCCUACAUCGGAUCCUACCUGAUCGCUUUGGUUUUUGAGCCUAUCAUUGAGGUCUUUUCGAUCCUUGGGCAGCCGCACAGCGUGCUCUCAUACGUCCAAUUUCUCGACAUUGCCACCGCUUCCGUCCGCUACGCCUCAUUUCUCCUCGUGCUACUUCUCUUUUUCGGCUUGCCUUGCAAACAGGCGCAGGAAGUGGGGAAGGAUGCCGAACAACAACCUCUCAUUCAGAAGGAUGCCGAACCAGGAGCUGAUGCCGAAACGGAGACAGCGGGCAGACAGGCAAACGGAUACGGAUCUGUCACGAAUACCUCCAAGGAUACCACACAGUCCGAGACAACGGAUACCACGGAGACCACAGGAGCCACGGAGACGACGGGGACCUCGGGGACCACGGGAACCGCCGAGUCGCAUUGGGAAAGGCGAGAGCGUCGAGCAAGCGAACAGAUGGAAAAGCGCUUGAAAGAGAAGGGCAACUGGAUUGCCUACGCGAAGAGUUUUCUCAUCUUCCUCCCUUACAUUUGGCCCGUCAACAACAAGGAGCUUCAGAUUCGGGCAGGCUUGGUCGGUGUCUGCCUGCUAACCAUGAAUUUUGUCAAUGUUCUGAUCCCACGGCAACUGGGUAUCGUCAUGGAUUCUCUGAACAAAGUCAACAGCAAGAACCCUUGGAUGGAGGUCCUGAUCUUCGCUGCUCUGAAGCUCGUGGCUUCCGACGCGGGAAUAUCCCUCCUGCGCCAAUGGCUCUGGAUACCGGUCGAGUUCUAUUCUUUCGACGCCAUGAGCACAGCGGCUUACUCCCACGUGCUCAACCUGUCGUCCGACUUCCACGAUACGAAGAGCACUUCGGAUACCAUGAUGGCGAUCCAGUCUGGCCAGAACGUGUCGAAUAUGCUCGAGUCAGUCUGCUUCCGGGCUAUCCCCAUGCUCAUUGAUAUGGGCGUCGCUUUUGUCUACCUGUCCGUCACUUUCGGCCCCUACGAAGGCCUGAUUACUAUUGCUACAGCCACCGUUUUCCUCUACAUCGCCACCAAGAUGAUCUCGGGCCUCAAGGCUGCUCGCCGGAGUGAGGUGGGCGCAUGGUUCGAGGAACACUACGUUCGCCAAGCAGGUAUCCAGGGCUGGACAACGGUUGCUUGCUUCAACCAGAUCGGCCACGAAGAGAGGCGAUACUCCGCGGCUGUUAAAGACCGUGUGGCCAAGUCGCAAACGGUAUACACCAGAUACAUCGUUUCGUACGCCUUCCAAUAUCUGGUCUUGUUAUCCGGCUUGCUGGCCGGUUUGUUUCUUGCCGUUUUCCAAGUAACCGGCGGUCAAGCAACCCCUGGCCAGUUCAUCAUGCUCUUAACUUACUGGUCUCAAUUGGUCUCUCCUCUCAGCUUCUUUGCGGGCCUCGGGAAGAGCAUUUCAAAAGACCUGAUACACGCCGAGCAACUUCUGGAGAUCAUGCAGACGAAGCCAAGCGUAGUCAACAAAGACGGAGCGGCACCCUUACAGCUGAAGGGCGGCAACGUUCGCUUCAGUCAUGUGCACUUUUCCUAUGACAAAAAGAAGGAGAUUCUCAAAGAUAUCGAUUUCGCCGUGGCGCCGGGGACGACCGUCGCAAUUGUAGGGACCACGGGAGCCGGGAAGUCGACCAUCCUCAAGUUACUCGAUCGAUUCUACGAUGUUACGGGAGGCUCCAUUGAGAUUGACGGCCAGGACAUCCGUGAUGUCGAUCUUUACAGUCUCCGUGCACAAGUCGGAGUGGUUCCACAGGCUCCAAUUCUGUUUGACGACACAAUCAUGAAUAACGUCCGGUAUGCCAAGCUAACGGCGACGGACGAAGAAGUCUUCGAGGCCUGCAGGGCGGCUAGCAUCCACGAUCAAAUCUCGGGGUUCACUGACGGCUACAAUACUCGAGUCGGUGAACGCGGGAUCAAGCUCUCUGGCGGAGAGUUGCAGCGAGUUGCCAUCGCGCGGGCUAUCCUCAAGCAUCCCGCUAUUGUUCUCCUGGAUGAAGCAACCAGUGCUGUAGACACCGAGACGGAGCAGAGGAUCCAGGAGGCACUCCGUACCCUUUGUGAUGGCCGUACGACAUUCAUCGUUGCGCACCGCUUGUCCACCAUCAUGAACGCCGAUAGAAUCAUCGUCGUCGCGGACGGCGAGGUCAUCGAACAGGGAGACCACGAGGAGCUAAUACGCGCGGGCGGCAAAUACGCCGAGCUCUGGUCCCAGCAGGUGUUUAUCAGGCCGAAAGUGAAGGGCACAGCCAAGGACAAAUUGAAUGACGCUGGCAACGAGACGCCGAGCAUCGUAAACGAUUUGACCAUCGAGAUGACCAACUCGGAACUUGAAAAGGUCAAGAGUGGACCGACAUCACAUAAUGCCUCCCCUGACGAUUUUAAAUCCUACGAUUCUGGAGAGGGCAGCGAGGAAGGGGGCGGUGAGGAAGAUGAGGGGCCUUUGGCUGCAGCCAUGGUUGCCAUGACGCCGGCAAAAGCCUCUGCGGGCCACAAGAAAGAGGUAUAGAUCUGCCGAAGAAAUAAUAUUCUUUCUUUGGCUGUAUCUAACACCAUCUGACUUGUAGGGCUCAAGGCUGAAUCCGGAUGCUCCGGCUUUC
Messenger RNA from Phialemonium atrogriseum, 3309 nucleotides. RefSeq names its product heavy metal tolerance protein. The transcript is spliced from 5 exons. Lineage: Eukaryota; Fungi; Ascomycota; Sordariomycetes; Cephalothecales; Cephalothecaceae. Bases 339 to 3218 code for a protein of 959 amino acids. Gene Ontology annotation, biological process: transmembrane transport. The record is from RefSeq and is a predicted model, not a curated record. Gene Ontology annotation, molecular function: ATP hydrolysis activity; ATP binding; ABC-type transporter activity. Gene Ontology annotation, cellular component: membrane.